GAGUGGCCAUCCAGUCCCGUCCCCCGCCCGGCUCUGCUGGGCAAGGGAUGGGCGACUGAACCUGGCCCUUCGCCUGCCGCCGGCAGCUGCGGGAGAUGCCACCGUGAGCCUUUCCUGGCACGCCCUUCUACCAAGGCCUGUGUCCGCGAGCCCCUGAGUUUCGUUCCGCCUUCCUGAUUGCUCCUUCCACUUUGCUCCUGAGCUCAUAGAUUUUGAGUGGAAGCUGGGUAUGGCUGUGAGCUCCGACAGUUGCAGAUCUCUUAAGUAUCCUUAUGUUGCAGUGAUGCUCAAAGUGGCAGAUCAUUCAGGCCAAGUGAAGAACAAGUCCUUUGAAAUGACAAUCCCACAGUUUCAGAAUUUCUACAGACAAUUCAAGGAAAUUGCUGCAAUUAUUGAAACUGUGUGAAAACUGAUUCUAAACCGAAAAUAAUCUAAAAUCACGGACUUCACUUUCUGCAACAAAGCUGCUUAAGGAUUAAAUGAUAUUUAUUGAAUGAAAAUUAUACUUUUGGUUUUCCACUUUUUAAAAUAAUAAUAAAAAAAAUCAGACAAACAGGAA
Molecule: messenger RNA, 559 nt
Organism: Bubalus bubalis (water buffalo)
Lineage: Eukaryota; Metazoa; Chordata; Mammalia; Artiodactyla; Bovidae
Gene: COMMD6
Product: COMM domain containing 6
Exons: 3
Coding region: 230-406 (58 amino acids)
Molecular function (GO): NF-kappaB binding
Source: RefSeq, a predicted model, not a curated record